This is a messenger RNA of Pseudovirgaria hyperparasitica, 1503 nucleotides long. RefSeq names its product flavin-containing monooxygenase family protein. Lineage: Eukaryota; Fungi; Ascomycota; Dothideomycetes; Acrospermales; Acrospermaceae. The record is from RefSeq and is a predicted model, not a curated record. Gene Ontology annotation, molecular function: N,N-dimethylaniline monooxygenase activity; NADP binding; flavin adenine dinucleotide binding. The transcript has 3 exons. Bases 1 to 1503 code for a protein of 500 amino acids.
AUGCCGCCUCUCAAGAUCUCAAACGUUGCCAUAAUAGGAGCUGGUCCAGCUGGUCUGGCGGCUGCGAAAUACCUUCUAGCAGAGAAAAGUUUCAAUACAAUCAGGAUAUUCGAACAGCGUAGCGUUGUAGGUGGCGUAUGGAACUACACGCCCAACAAUGAGCCGGAUGAGACAUUCGGGAUACCACAGACGAGCCCGAAGGGUAAGGUCGAGAAGCCUGUAUGGCUCAAGAGUGGUAGCAAGGGUGGUUGGAAGGUUGACACAGUCAAUGGCGUGACUCCUGAAUCGCGUCACGACAACGUUCCUAUGUUUAUUGCGCCGAUAUAUGAAACGCUGGAGACAAACAUCCCUCAUACAUUGAUGCAGUAUUCCGAUAAACCAUUCUCGAAAGAUACACAACUGUUUCCGAGACAUGAAACUGUACUACAGUACUUGGAGGAGUAUGCAGAUGAUAUACGUCACCUGAUACAUUUCGAUACGCAAGUACUGAAUAUAGCCUUGGUUCCAGCAACGAGCCAACAUACACAUGAUCAGUGGAGCAUUACGGUGAGAAACGUGAAGACAAAGCAGCAAAUGACGAACGUUUUCGAUGCUGUGGUGGUUGCAAACGGUCACUAUAAUCUUCCUUAUAUACCUGAUAUACACGGUAUAAAAAAUUGGAAUAGGAGUCUGCCCGGCUCUAUAUCCCACUCCAAAUACUUCCGCCGUCCGGACGAAUUUGCUGGAAAGAAAGUUAUAAUCGUUGGCAAUUCUGCGUCCGGGAUAGAUAUCGGCUCACAGAUCGCCACUGUGUGCAAAGGGUCCCUGAUAAUCUCGUCCAGAUCAGAAUCGUAUCUGACACCAGCGACACCAAUGUCCAAUAAGCUUGACCUCCCAACCAUCUCAGCACUUGAUCCUAAUGGACGUACGGUAAUUUUCUCAAAUGGUCAUAUCGAAAGUGAUGUGGACAGUAUUGUGUUUUGCACAGGGUAUUUCUACUCCUAUCCCUUUCUACACGGCUCCAUACAGCCACCCCUAAUCGAAGAUGGGACCCACGUUGUCAACACUUAUCAACAUCUCAUAUAUCGACAACAUCCGACUCUUGCUUUGCUUGCUUUACCCCAAAGAGUCAUCCCGUUUCAAGUCUCCGAAGUUCAAUCCGCAUUCUUGGCACGCAUCUAUUCUGGUCGCCUGGAGCUGCCUUCCCAAGACGAAAUGAAGAGGUGGGAAGAGGCAGUGCGUUCGAAACAAGGUGAUGGAGGUGAAUUCCAUGUCUUGCAUUUUCCGAAAGACGCAGAAUACAUCAAUAUACUGCAUGAUUGGAGCGCGAAGGCUGAGAGUAGAGCGGGACUAGAGAAUGAUGGAGCAGGAAAAAUUCCACCAAGAUGGAAUGAAUGGGAGAAGUGGUGUAGGCCUAGAUUCCCGGAGAUGAGGAAAGCAUUUGGAGCUCAGGGAGAUAAAAGGAGGAAUAUCACGACACUGGAUCAGAUCGGCUUUCAUUUUGAACUGGACGGUGACAGGUAG